Leptosia nina is the source of this 786-nucleotide messenger RNA. Lineage: Eukaryota; Metazoa; Arthropoda; Insecta; Lepidoptera; Pieridae. The record is from the annotation of a GenBank genome assembly.
AUGAACAGGCCGGGCUACGACUUCUCCGUGCCUGUAUCCACGACAUAUUACGCGACUAAUAGCCGACCGCCGCAAUACGACCGCGGAUAUGGCCAACUCGCCCCGGUCCCCGUCUACAGCCCGACAUCCCAUCCGCUCUCGAAUUACGCAGACAUAUACGAAGGUAACAACGACACCACACUGCGGGCCGAAGAAAGACACUGGUAUAUAGAAAACCACAAAAGCAUACAACCGAACCACACCAAUGAAACCAUACAGGAAACCAAAAUUAAGAAAGAAGAAGAGAAGAAGGACGCGCAAGCAAUAAGAGCUGACGCAAACCAAGCGCGACAGAGGAGAAAAGAGAACCGAUGUUCCUGUGAGUGUUGGCCUAGUUCUGACAAUAACGAGUUGCAGAAUGGUAACUCGACCACCAGAUCACUAUCUGGCGUGGACAUGGUGGCGUCUUAUGGGGUAUAUGGAUCGUCUCAGGACGACGAGAGUUCGGGUUUCGGGAGACUGGCUGAGAAGAACGGGUCCUUCGCGCAAACGAGUAAUGCGCCAGUUCAAGGUGUGAUAGUGAAUCAGCAAGGGAACAGUGCCGUGGUGAGAACUGCUAGUUCAGACUCAUCUUCUUGUGGGAAGUGCUGUGUGUGGUCCUCGAGCGGGCGAGGAGCGAACUCUGAAGAUUACUGUUGGCUCCACUAUUGCAGGCCAGCGCUUAUCGUGCUGCUGUUGCUGUUUUUUCUAGUUUUGUUGGGUGUAUCUACAGGGUUUCUAUUGACAAAUAAUUGUAAGUACUUAUAA